UUUUGCGUUCGAUAGAGUUAGUUUUGAAAAAAUUGUUAAACAUGUGGAUUUUAGAGACAUUUUGUUGUUGCCUAGAUCUAUUUCAGGGAUGUAUUAUUAUAGGAAUAUCUGGUCUAGUCAUAUCUAUAGUGGGUUUCGGUGCAUCCUACCAAGCAGCUGAGCGUGACAAUGAAGCGCCAUGUAUAUUCGGUUUUGUGUUUUUCACUUUGUACGCGAUAGCCAAGAUCAUACUACUUUUGGGCGUAAUAUGGGACGUGACCCGUGUAAUCUUUGUGGCAUUUAUUCUAAGCGUACUAUUCACAAUUAUAGCUCUUAUAGCGCUUUUAGUAUGGGCAAUAGUUGAAAUCACUGCCUUGGAAGCGAUUGUCAUACUCAUAGCCAUCAUAUUGGAAACUUAUUUUUGCUGGGUAAUUUAUUCCUAUUGGCGUAAAAGUCAAAAGUGUGAUGAAUGCCCGGAGUGUAUAUAGCUGAGAGAAAUGAUUAUACGGUAAUGGAAAAUAAAUAUGCUCAAAGGGAUCAGUUUCCAAAAUA
Messenger RNA from Drosophila willistoni, 531 nucleotides. RefSeq lists its product as uncharacterized. The transcript has 3 exons. The record is from RefSeq and is a predicted model, not a curated record. Bases 42 to 467 code for a protein of 141 amino acids. NCBI's taxonomy places the organism in Eukaryota, Metazoa, Arthropoda, Insecta, Diptera, Drosophilidae.